Arctia plantaginis is the source of this 1521-nucleotide messenger RNA. The record is from the annotation of a GenBank genome assembly. NCBI's taxonomy places the organism in Eukaryota, Metazoa, Arthropoda, Insecta, Lepidoptera, Erebidae.
AUGUACUGUGCUUCCGAUAAAACUAUCCCCGGUGUGUCAUCAUCGCAAUCUUCGAAAAACGUCAAAGAUGGCGUGACAAUGAGAGAGAAAAGGGGUGGUGCAAUGAGCAAGAUGCAGAAAUUAAGAAAACGCCUCUCCCUUAGCUUCGGUAGAUUAUCAACAAAGGACGAGCCAGACGGCGACAGUAGUGAAUGUCGCGGGCGACAACAGAACGGUGGUAGUCGGGGCAAGUUACCCUACAACGGCUAUUCAGAGGAGUGCCUCGACAGACUCGAGCCCAACGGCAAUAUACCACAUGACAAAGAACCGCAUUAUGAAUGGAGCGGCGGCGGUGGCAACGGUGAGUAUCGUGUAAGAAGACAAUUAUCAGUAUCUUCUGACUCAAAACUUUUGGACGAAGGUGCAAGAGAGGAAGCACGAGUAGUGAUGAGGCCCAAGCGGCCGCCUAGGCCCAAGUCAGAGGCUUUCCUCGGCCCACACGACCACUCCAACCGACGUACCAAGCGGUUUAGUGCCUUUGGGGGUGACUCUCCCUUCGGGAAAUCCGAAGCUUACGUGAAGCUUGAGCAACUCGGUGAGGGUUCCUACGCUACAGUGUAUAAAGGCUAUAGCAAUUUAACGCAGCAAGUGGUGGCUUUGAAAGAGAUUAGACUGCAAGAAGAGGAGGGUGCACCAUUCACCGCGAUCCGCGAGGCUUCGCUACUGAAGGAACUGAAGCACGCUAAUAUCGUUACAUUACAUGACAUCGUGCACACCAGGGAAACGUUAACUUUCGUGUUUGAGUUUGUGGACACGGAUCUAUCACAAUACAUGGAAAGGCACCCCGGCGGGCUCAAUCAUCACAAUGUUAGACUGUACAUGUUCCAAUUGCUGCGAGGUCUGUCAUAUUGCCACAGAAGAAGAGUUCUACAUAGGGACGUAAAGCCACAGAACUUGUUAAUAAGUUCUCAUGGAGAGCUUAAGCUAGCGGACUUCGGUUUGGCACGCGCCAAAUCAGUGCCGAGUCACACAUACUCGCACGAAGUCGUCACACUCUGGUACAGACCACCAGAUGUGCUUCUAGGUAGCACCGAGUACUCGACAUCGCUGGAUAUGUGGGGUGUGGGCUGCAUAUUCGUAGAAAUGCUCUCAGGAGUACCCACGUUUCCUGGGGUACGGGAUACACACGACCAAUUAGACAAAAUAUUUAAGGUGGUGGGCACGCCGACGGAGGAGAGCUGGUCGGGGGUCUCGCGGCUGCCGGGGCUGCGCGGCCACGUGGUGCGCUGGGGCGCGGCGCCGGCGCGCUCGCUGGGCGCCGCCUUCCCGCGCCUGCGCGAGGCGGGGCGCGACGCCGAGCGCCUGGCCGCCGCGCUGCUGCAGCCCGACCCGGCGCGCCGCCUGCCCGCCGCGCGCGCGCUGCACCACUCCUACUUCGCCGACCUGCCGCCGCGGCUCCGAGAACUGCACGAUGAGGUGUCGAUAUUCACAGUGGAAGGGGUUUGCCUGCACUCCGAGUCGCGACACGCUACCAUUAAGUGA